Molecule: messenger RNA, 1939 nt
Organism: Epinephelus moara (kelp grouper)
Lineage: Eukaryota; Metazoa; Chordata; Actinopteri; Perciformes; Serranidae
Gene: tmem151ba
Product: transmembrane protein 151Ba
Exons: 2
Coding region: 411-1937 (508 amino acids)
Source: RefSeq, a predicted model, not a curated record
CACACGUGCCCGUCGUCUUUGUCCUGCUUCACAGCUCCUCUGGCUGCCAUGGGCACUGCCUACAGGGAGAGGAGCUGACUGCCGCCUGUGCCAUUUCCUCACAUUGCAUCCAUCCCUUGCAGCAGUCUCCGUCAGUAUCUCAGUCCGUGCAUCGCGGGAGGAAUCUCGGUCUAUUUUCCGAGGCACAAUGACCGGAUCCCCGUAGGCGAUACCCGGCGACGUCUGCCCACCUGGAAGAUGCUGCUGCUGCUGGGAUGAUGCGUGUUUUGUUUCCAUCUGUGCUCCAGCCGGACGGGUUUCUGUUUGGAUGAUGCGCAGAGGUGUUCUCGAUGUCUUUAUGUUUCACCCUGAUUUGGAAAACCCCCAUCCCAUCAGGAGAUCCAUGACCCGGUUUCUGUACCGCUGUCAUCAUGUCCCCAGCAUCGGCUGCAACAGCCAGUGAGAGCAGCACCACCACCGUCCCCGAAGAGGAGCCGGACAGCCCGAGAGAGGAGCAGCGGCCCCAGAAACAGUCCUUCACUAAAUCCUUGUGUCAGGAAACUCACUGGAAAUGCCUGCUGCUGUCCCUUCUGAUGUACGGCUGCGUCGGCGUGAUGGCCUGGUGUCAGGUGACCAAGGUCACACGCCUCUCCUUCGACAGCGCCUACAAGGGAAAGUCUAUGAUGUACCAUGACAGCCCCUGCUCCAACGGCUACAUCUACAUCCCUCUGGCCUUCCUGGUCAUGCUCUACGUGGUCUACCUGGUGGAGUGUUGGCACUGCUACACCAGGAACGAGCUGCAGUACAAGGUGGACGUGGACAGCGUGGGGGAGCGCAUCCAGAGGAUGCAGCAGGCUACACCCUGCAUCUGGUGGAAGGCCAUUAGCUACCAUUAUAUCAGAAGGACGCGGCAGGUGACGCGCUACCGUAACGGGGAUGCCUACACCACCACGCAGGUCUACCAUGAGCGUGUCAACACCCAUGUGGCUGAGGCGGAGUUUGAUUAUGGGAACUGUGGGGUUAAGGACAUCUCGAAGCACCUGCUGGGCCUGGAGGACUUCCCCAUCACCAGGCUGAGGUUCACUAAGUGCUUUAGCUUUGCCAACGUGGAGUCAGAGAACUCGUACCUGACCCAGCGGGCCAGGUUCUUCACAGAGAACGAGGGCCUGGAUGACUACAUGGAAGCCAGGGAGGGGAUGCACCUGAAGAAUGUAGACUUUAAGGAGUAUAUGAUUGCCUUUUCUGACCCUAAUCACCUUCCCUGGUACGCAGCCAACUCCACUUUCUGGGUGGCAGCUGCUUUCACCCUCUCCUGGCCUCUGCGGGUGCUGACUGAGUACCGCACUGCCUGUGUACACUACCAUGUAGAGAAGCUGUUUGGCUUUGACUAUGUGCCAGUAACACCAUCUGAGGAGCGGCCACAUUGCAGACACAUCCCACGAGUCAACACAAUCGACAGCACGGAGCUGGAGUGGCACAUCCGCUCCAACCAGCAGCUGGUGCCCAGCUACUCAGAGGCAGUUCUCAUGGACCUGGCCCAGCUCUCAGGGAGCUGUAACAACUACUCCGUAUGUGGAGGCUACGGUAGCUACAGGCAGAACUGCGAACGCUGCCACCGCGCCAUCAGCAGCUCCUCCAUCUUCUCUCGCAGCGCCCUCAGCAUCUGCAACACGGGGAGCCCCCGCAUCCCCUUCAGCGCCAGCCGCUUCUCGCUGGGCCGGCUGUACGGCUCCAGGCGGAGCUGCCUGUGGAGGAGCAGCGGGAGCCUGAACGAGCGGUCCUGCCCCACAGAGAGCACGCGCUGUCUGUCAGGCCAACAGAGCAGUGAGGAGAACCCUCCAGCCUAUCAAGACGCUCUGUACUUUCCAGUGCUCAUUGUGCAUCGCAACGAAGGCUGCCUCAAUCACGACCACCGCUCCCUGCACAGAAACGGCUCCUGUGUGGAGACCUCUCUAUGACC